Boeremia exigua is the source of this 1831-nucleotide messenger RNA. RefSeq lists its product as uncharacterized. NCBI's taxonomy places the organism in Eukaryota, Fungi, Ascomycota, Dothideomycetes, Pleosporales, Didymellaceae. The annotation marks the transcript as partial. The record is from RefSeq and is a predicted model, not a curated record. The transcript has 2 exons.
AAUAUCAUAAGCGCCUGAACAUGUCCAAAUAUAACUCCAACAUACACCUAGAACCACGCAACGAUAGACAGUUGAUGGGCAACGGCGAGUCAAGAUCCGUGGGCAGUGUUCGAAGCCACAGCGCUAAUCUAACCAAUCAAUUAUUGCGGAUCGCCACAGCCAUCAAUUAUACAAGUAUUUGAAGCAGUCAGUACUACUGUCUCUGUUCCUCUUCAACGCUCGCCAAGUCUUCAUCUUGGCAUCAGCAUCACGCCACUACCUCUCACGUGUGCCACGCUCUUGCCUGUGAUGGCAGACCCUUUGAGUGUUACCGCGUCGGUGGUAGCUCUUGUUACCGUCACGGUCCAGUCAGUCAAGUCGCUCCACGACACCGUCGCACGUUUCAAAGGUCGGGACAAGACUUUGCAGAGGCUUCAGGAUGAGCUCCAGGGAAUCAUCACCAUUCUAAACUCUUUGAAAGAAGUAGUUCACACAGAAACGUCCAUCUCUAAGCUGUUACGAGGGCCUAUUGAUCGAUGCAGCGAAGUAUGUCAAGAAUUCAAAAUUUCGAUGGAGUCUUUCGGCCAGAAGACUAAAGCUAGCUUCCGCGAUUGGGCAAAGCUAGAAUUCAUGAGGGGUGACAUAAAUGAAUUUAUUGACACGAUAUCUGGGUAUAAAUCCACUAUCGCAGUUGGUUUGGGCACAAUCACCAUACGAGAGGCCAAGGUUUCCAAGCAGGCGCUCGAUGAGUACAACGAGAUGAUCCAGGACACCAUAUAUGACCUGAACGUCCGUUUGAAACGUGUCGACCAGAAACUGGAAGGCUAUGCGAAUCUGAGCAUCUCCACUUCGGAUGUCAACCUUGACGACGAAAAAGAGGUUACUCAGGUUUGUCUCCGUAUUUGUGAAGAUGCGAAAUUAUUCCUCGAAUCCCUGGAACGCCAGUCAACAGUAUUACAGGAUGGGAAAGACGCUACUGGGACCGAUGAGCAGCACAGCUUCGAGGCACAGCUGCUGACGAGCCAAGCUCUAGGCAAGAAUCGAGACAAUUUUGUAAGCAUCAUUGGUCAGCUCCAGGACCGCCUACAAGCUUUGAUCCUCAACGACAAUCCAAAGGAUGAUAAGGAGAGAAAGCGCCUGCUCGAAGACAUCAAUGCUUCCAAACAGUGCUUGGAAGUAUGUAAGGUGGCAAGCGAAGCUACGUCUCAAAAAAUCUACAGGGUAGGAGAGGUCGUAGCUGACGGCGACAGUGAUCAAGUGGUAGCAAAUACUUUGGCUGAUCUGUUUGAUGUCAAGAAAGCCAUAUCCAAGGAUCGAUCAGCACAGCUAGUCGGCUGUAUGUCAGGGGAGGACCUUAGGUUCUUGGCCGAGAGACGCUAUCAAAGUCGCUUCGGAGCCUUUGUUCCCGAGCCCAAUGUCCCUGUUCCCCCAGGUCAGAUUGUCGAUACGGAACGAGAGACUAAAUCGACUCCACGUCAGACAAGCCCCUCAUCUCACGCGCAAUCGAGACCGAAGGGAGAGAAGCCAUCCCCAAAUGAGAUAAGGAAACGGAUAGACUAAGGGGAAGGUGUGGUUACGGCGGCUACUAUUGCACAGAGGUAGCAGGUUCGGUUGUCGAUUCCAGAUGCGUAUCGACGUGUCCCCAACAUGAGAGGGUGGUGUACACGACUUUUGGGGAUUCGCCAUCUAGUUUUGUCCCAUAUCACAUAGGACUAAUUCCCGUUAAUGCUCAUUGUUAAGUGCCUGAAGAUCACGUCACUAUAUGAUUUCUUUUCUUUAUUUUCAUACUGACUGUCAAAAUGCGGACACGUCUCUGGAGCAGUACACUAAAAGGUUACAUCUUGUUUGUUAG